Messenger RNA from Paralichthys olivaceus (Japanese flounder), 1907 nucleotides. RefSeq names its product solute carrier family 25 member 46 (gene slc25a46). Gene Ontology annotation, cellular component: mitochondrial outer membrane. Gene Ontology annotation, biological process: axon development; mitochondrial membrane fission; mitochondrial fission. The record is from RefSeq and is a predicted model, not a curated record. Lineage: Eukaryota; Metazoa; Chordata; Actinopteri; Pleuronectiformes; Paralichthyidae.
GCUGCCACACGGGGCAGUAGUGAGCUCCCUACCUGGAGUUUACUCAGCCCGUGAAGAAGAGAACACUUGGUGUUGAUCUCGGGUCAAAUCAUCCGGUGACGUCUCUCCGCAUUUUCAACGUCCUCUCGUCGCUUCACCGGGACGUGAUUGAAUCCGUUCACCGGCUCUGAGUCACGGUUCCUCCGCUGUCAGUCCGCUCACCGAUCCUCCGAUGGCCUCCAGGCGGCCGGACAGCUUCGAUGGACUCGGCUACCGGGGCCGCGAUGACCCGCUGUAUGGAGUCAGCUACCCGGUCAGGAGCGCCGGAGCCCCCGCGGAGCUUCAACACCACCACUGGGUCACAACGCCACCGGACAUCCCCGGCAGCCGCAACCUGCACCACGGAGAGCGGACCCCGCAGUGCGAGGACCCACUGGCGGAGCGCGGAGGCCCCGGAUCUGCAGGUGGAUGGGAGGCUCCGCAGCCCGGAGUACCGCCUGUCGAGCAGCUGAACAGAUUUGCCGGCUUUGGAAUCGGACUGGUCAGUCUGUUCACAGAGAACGUCCUGGCUCAUCCCUGCAUCGUGCUGCGCAGACAGUGUCAGGUGAACUAUCACGGCCGCUGUUACCACUUGACUCCGUUCACUGCUGUGGCCGUUAUGUACGCCAUCACCAAGGCUCAGGGUCCGAAGGCUCUGUGGAAGGGGAUGGGCAGCACCUUCAUCGUUCACGGCAUCACACUGGGAGCUGAGGGCAUCAUCAGCGAGUUCACACCAUUACCACGGGAGCUUCCUCAUCGGUGGAGCUGGAAACAACUGGCGGGACAUUUGCUUCUUAAAGGGUUAACAGCUGUGGUGGCGCUGCCAUUUUACUGUUCCAGCCUCAUUGAGACGGUCCAGAGCGAGAUUGUACGUGACGACUCUUCAUCGGGUUUGCUCGACUGUGUCCGUGAAGGUCUGGCCCGAUUGUUGGGCGUCGGAGCUCCUCACAGUCAUCGUCUGCUUCCUCUCAGCUCUCUACUGCUUCCUGCCGCACUGCAUGCUGUCCUACGAUAUGCUAUCGCCGCCUCUGUACAGCGUGUGGUUCUGUGGCUGCACCAUCGGAGCAAGAAGCAGCGAAUGGAUCCGUCCAACCCGCUCGACGGCUACUUCCCAGAGCUGGCAGCGGCGUGGGCUGGGUCUCUUGUGGCUGACGUAGUGGUGUUCCCUCUGGAGACUGCGCUACACCGUCUCAGCCUGCAGGGCACGCGCACCAUCAUUGACGCCACUGACGGCGUGGUGGCUGCAGGAAAUGGUGGCAGCCCAUUAGUCCUCCCUGUCAACACGCAGUACGACGGCUUCUCCGACUGCCUUCACGCCAUCCGCCGCAAAGAGGGGGUGAGUGGCUAUUACCGCGGGUUUGGAGCACUUGUGGCACAGUACGCGCUCCACGGAACGCUGCUCGCUGCUGCCAGGACUCUGCUGAGGCUGUUGCUGCUGGACGGUAAGCACAGCUAGGAGUUGCCAUGGAGAUGCAGCAUCACCACCCACAGAGGUCAUCUGGUGAGAUGGUCUCAUGGACUUUGUGUCACCGUGGCAACAGAAAGAUUAAGACUUUAAAUUUAAAAUACCAAACAUGUUGUUCAUUCGUUACAUUUAAAGGAGCAGGUCAACUCUCCUGUAAUUCAGCACUAUGUGAGAUGUUUGCGGCACUUCCUGCCUUCAAAGUAAAUGUCUCUAAGGAAACACCGUGUCACUUUCCGACCCAGCAUGAAGUCAUGACCCUGUGUUUAAAUACUGACAACUGAUUGGUUCCCUGCUGUGUGUAAAGAUGAACUCUUUAUUUGUAUAAAGUUGUAAAAAUGAAUUAAAAGUAGAUUUAGAUUAAAUUAUGUGAUUAAUAAAUAUAUAAAAUUAUUCAAAAAAUAUUCAAAGCAACAGCUGAACUCUC